GAAAAUGUUUUUUCAAAAAUUUCAAUUAAUUUUUAUGGCUUUUCAUAAUUAACUGUUAAGAUUUAUAAUUUUUUAAAUAAAAUUUCUAAAUUAGAAUGUGAUUUAAUCUGUAGUCUUGAUAACCCAGGGGCGGCAACAAAUGUCACUCAAUCUCAUGCGUUGUUCUUGUUGUCAGGUAGCUAUUGAGCGCACGAAUUCCAUUAUCAGUUGUAAUAAAGUAGUUUAAUUAUGAUUCGUUUCAUUCUCAUUCAAAACAGAGCUGGAAAAACCAGGUUAGCUAAAUGGUACAUGAACUUCGAUGAUGAUGAAAAACAGAAAUUAAUAGAAGAUGUUCAUGCAGUGGUGACCGUACGGGAUGCCAAGCACACUAACUUUGUUGAGUUUCGGAACUUCAAGAUUGUUUAUAGAAGAUACGCUGGUUUAUAUUUUUGCAUUUGCGUUGAUGUCAAUGACAAUAAUUUAUGUUAUUUAGAAGCAAUACAUAAUUUUGUUGAAGUAUUAAAUGAAUAUUUCCAUAAUGUAUGUGAAUUGGACCUGGUGUUCAAUUUUUAUAAGGUGUAUACAGUUGUAGAUGAAAUGUUUUUAGCAGGUGAAAUAAGAGAAACAAGUCAAACGAAAGUACUAAAACAGCUUUUGAUGUUAAAUUCCUUAGAAUAAAAUUAUUCAGUUUACUUUAUUGUAUUAAUCGAAUACGUCAUAAAGAUGUAAAAAAAAAUAAACUAUG
This is a messenger RNA of Nomia melanderi (Alkali bee), 724 nucleotides long. It is a transcript of the gene AP-2sigma, whose product is annotated as adaptor protein complex 2, sigma subunit. Lineage: Eukaryota; Metazoa; Arthropoda; Insecta; Hymenoptera; Halictidae. Gene Ontology annotation, molecular function: clathrin-cargo adaptor activity. Gene Ontology annotation, cellular component: membrane coat; AP-2 adaptor complex. Gene Ontology annotation, biological process: intracellular protein transport; clathrin-dependent endocytosis. The record is from RefSeq and is a predicted model, not a curated record.